Molecule: messenger RNA, 1490 nt
Organism: Nymphaea colorata (pocket water lily)
Lineage: Eukaryota; Viridiplantae; Streptophyta; Magnoliopsida; Nymphaeales; Nymphaeaceae
Product: protein IQ-domain 26-like
Exons: 3
Coding region: 11-1282 (423 amino acids)
Molecular function (GO): protein binding
Source: RefSeq, a predicted model, not a curated record
CUGGAUAACGAUGGGAAGAGCAAGCAGAUGGCUGGGCCGUCUAUGGGGAGGGAAGAAGCACGUGGAGAAGAACAGCGGCGACGAGAAUCAGAAAUCGCGGCAAAGGUGCGCCGGCAAUCCCUUCGGCAAGGGAAAGGCGUCUCCAUCGUCGGUCUCAGUCUCUGGGUCGCGGACUCACUCCCACAGGGACUCGUUCUUCUUCGACGCUGCAGAGAAGGAACAAAACAUGCACGCUAUAGCAGUAGCAGCUGCCACUAUGGCAGCUACCGAUGCUGCUGUAGCGGCAGCUCAAGCUGCGGCGGCUGUGGUCAGGCUAACCACCAAAGGCAGGAAUUUAGUAUUCUCCGGCCGUGAGCGGCGGGCCGCCAUCACUAUCCAGACUAUGUUCCGCGGCUUCCUGGCAAGAAAAGCACUCAGAGCCCUGAAAGGACUGGUGAAGUUGCAGGCAUAUGUUAGAGGCUACCUGGUUCGGAAAGAAGCUGCCAAAACGUUAUACAGUAUGAAGGCACUUCUCCGAGCUCAGGCUGCACUACGCAUGGGCAAGGCACACUCUUCCUCCUCCUCCAAGGACCGAAAGUUUCACGGCGAACCUCGCCGGCGCAGGCUCAUUGAGCAAUUUGAUGGGGCAAGAACCGAAAAUGUGCCUGCCAUCCACGGUAGCCAUGCAGUUUAUGGCUUCACGGGAAGAGAGAUUCUGAAGAUCGUCGAGAUGGACGGUACACCAAGACAGAAACCCCGGCGGCACAGAAGAAAUCCGGCCGUUUUUGAGUCGUUCACAUCUUUCUCACCGUACGAGCUUUCUCCCCGCCACCCUUCAGACACCUUUGCUUCCUCUACUCCAUCUAGAUCCGCAGCUGAUCGGGACGUGCCAGGCAACCACCGCCGCCGGUCUGUCACCGCGCACAACACGCCUCGCUUCGCAGGUUCCUACAUCCAGGAGACUCGGUCGGCGCUUGGAGAAAGUACAAGGAGCUGCCAGAGCAGCAUCGCCAGCUAUAGCUGCACGGCCAAUUUUCCAGCCAGCUCCCAGUCAAAGGCACGGGCGCAGAGUGCUCCUAAACAGCGCAUGGAUCCAGUCAUGAGGAAAAUCUUGUCUCUUCAAGAGGCAAUUGAGACAGGGGCCAGUUUGAAAGAACUGGGGAUGCACAGAACUUGCUCAACAGAUCAGGAAUCGUUCAGUUUCAAGAACGUAGUGCUCAACCGGCUCGAUCGCUCGCCGGAACCCGGCCGGAGCCCACGCCUGGACAGCAACCAAUUGAUCUCCCCUCGAAGUCAGUGGUGAAGGAGAGAUCUCAAGAUGUUAAAAGAUUCACAGUAAUACGCUUUCUUUCUGUUCUGUCUUUGCUGGAUCCAUUUUCUAAAAAUCACAUGAGCCUUUCAACUAAAUGAUGAGAAUAGAUGAAGCAAUAGAUCAAGGCAUGCAGAGCAGCUAAAGUUACUAUCUCAGAUCAGCUCCAUAGGAUUGAUUUGAACAACGCAGAAGAGUUUAC